Molecule: messenger RNA, 4293 nt
Organism: Aspergillus calidoustus
Lineage: Eukaryota; Fungi; Ascomycota; Eurotiomycetes; Eurotiales; Aspergillaceae
Source: the annotation of a GenBank genome assembly
AUGGCCUCCCCGCCCGCCAGCCGGAAUGAUUUCGAAAUCGCGAUAGUUUGCGCAUUGCCGACGGAGUACAACGCGGUCACAGAGCUUGUUGACCACUUUUGGGAGGAUCACGGCUACGAGUAUGGCAAAGCCCGAGAAGAUGCAAACACCUAUACAACAGCUCGCAUUGGCAACUGUGAUGUCGUGCUCGUCCUGUUAUCUGGAACAGGAAAAGCCAUCGCCGCCAGCGCGGCGACAAGCCUUCGAUCGAGCUAUCCAAGAAUAAAGCUCCUGCUGCUGACCGGAAUCUGUGGCGGUGUGCCUCUUGUGGGAACGGAAGAUGAGAUACUCCUUGGCGACGUCGUUCUCAGCGAGACUGUUAUCCAAUAUGAUUAUGGGAGACGCUACCCUGACAAAUUUGUAAUGAAACAUACAGUUGCGGAGAGCCUGAGCAGGCCGGCAAAGGAGGUUCGCAAUCUGGUUGCCAUUUUAAAAACGAACCGCGCACUACAGAAGCUUCAACAACGAGCAGCCUUUUUCCUUGAGCAGAUUCAGGACAAACCGCCAGGCGAGCGCUCUAGAAUAAACUACGACUAUCCUGGAGCUGUAAAUGACAGGCUGUUUGCGGCAAACUUUCGGCAUAAGCAUCACGUGUCAUCGGAUUGUCUCUGCAGACAUUGUCACACAGAGUCGGACCCAGUUUGUGAAGAGUCCCGAACGCUAUUGUGUGAUGAGCUUGGAUGCAAUGCGGGAGACCACAUAAAGAGGCACCGUCUCGAGGCAAAGGAACUGCUGGAGCUUCAAGAUCGAAACAAGGAGGCCCAGGCUCCGUCUAUAUUCGUGGGACGGAUUGGGUCCGGUGACAUAGUGCUCAAGUCUGGCGAGGAUCGUGACAGGCUCGCCAAGCUCCACUCCAUCCUCGCUUUCGAGAUGGAAGGUGCCGGUGCCUGGGAUGAGCUACCCUGCAUUGUCAUCAAAGGGGUCAGCGACUAUGCGGAUAGCCAUAAGAACGACAAGUGGCAGGACUUUGCGGCUGCGACGGCAGCAUCUACCAUGAAGGCGCUCCUGGAACGGUAUACCCCUCCAGAUAAACCGCCAGAUAGCUCACUUUCUUUUCAUAGUCUGCAGAUAGGGCCCGGAAUGUCCUAUGCCGAGAGAAAUGAGGGUCAAAGUCGAGUCCCUGUUUCUGGAAUUUCUCCACAUAAUCUCUCACACCUCAACUACCGGCUAAGAAGGAAAUCACCCCGCGGAACGAUCACUGAUGGUUAUGAAGCUUCCGCAACACCUACAGCUCUCGCGCCCCCACCGACAAAGUACAUAAGAGCUCUUCCGUCUAGAGAAAAUGGCCAAGGCUCCGAAUCUUUAGACAACAGUGUGCCAUACACCCCUGUCUCGACUGCCACAGGUCUAGCCGAGAGCAUCGAAUCAGAAGCCCACGGUGACAUUUCUGACCAGGACAACAGGUGCCUGGACGGCUUCCGACCGACCGCGUCUCAACCCAAGGACGCAAAGAUCAAUAGCGCCAUCGACUCUGCUACAAAUCAAAUGCUUGUAGAGCAGCUAUACUUCUCCAAGAUCGAUGAGCGGCUCACCCAUCUGACUCCUGCCCAAGGUAACACGUGUCGCUGGCUCCUUUCCAAGUCUGAAUACACCGACUGGUACAAUAACGUGAAGCUGCAUGACCACUGUGGCUUCUUGUGGAUCAAAGGCAACCCUGGAACUGGAAAAUCAACGCUGAUGAAGUUCUUGUUCGAAAACGAGCGUGCCAACACCAAGAACGACCACCUUCAGAUUCUGCUCUCAUUUUUCUUCCUCGCUCGAGGCACGCCCGAGGAAAAGUCAACAGUCGGCCUUUACCGCUCUCUUCUCCAUCAGCUUUUCCAAAAAGUACCGAGCCUGACAGAAAGUUUGAACUGGAUGACACCCGACGGCGCGAGGGUCAUCCAACGGGGUGGUUGGUCUGAGGAAGCGCUCAAGCAGACCUUGAAGCAUGCUGCCGAGAAGCUUGGCAAUAUGUCCUUGACGAUGUACAUUGAUGCACUGGACGAGUGUGAAGACAGUCAGGCUGAGCGUAUGAUUCUCUUUUUUGAGGAGCUAUGUGAAGAAUCUGUUGGAAAUAUAAGAAUCUGCUUCUCCAGUCGGCACUAUCCCCACAUUGAGAUCACGACAGGCACCGAGCUCACUCUAGAAGAUGAAGACGGGCAUAAAGAGGACAUACAAAAGUACAUCAAGUCGAACCUCAAGCUGGGCAGGAGAAACCAACAGACUGAGUCGCUUCAGUCGGAAAUCCUCGAGAAAUCUUCUCGCAUUUUCCUUUGGGUCGUCCUUGUUAUCAAGAUUCUGACUGAGCUGCCUGACAAGUCCAUCCGCAAAAUGCGCCAGCGCCUCCAAGAAAUCCCAACUGAACUUACCAAGUUGUUUGAGAUGAUCCUUGCACGAGACAGAAAAAACCUUGAACAGAUGAAGCUUUGCCUCAGCUGGGUCCUCUUCGCGAUCCGUCCCCUCAAACCACAAGAGCUCUACUUCGCCAUCCAGCUUGGUCUCGACAAGGCGUGCUCAGCAUACUGGGACACGGAUGAUAUAGAUAUCGACUCGAUGAAAACCUUUGUGAAAAGCUCUUCCAAAGGCUUGGUCGAAGUAACGCGUAACAAGGCUGGGGAGGUCCAGUUCAUCCACGAGUCCGUUCGAGAGUUUCUGCUGAGUGAAGACGGGGCUCGAUGGUCCGGGGCUUCGGGCAACUUGGUGGGACAUGGCCACCGGCAUCUGAGGGAUUGCUGCUUGGCUCAGAUCAACGCGACAAUCACCCAACACGUCGAUAUACCAGAGUCUCUACCAAAGCGUACCGAAACAGACAAGCUGCGUAAAACCAUUGCCUCCAAAUUUCCGUUUCUCGAAUAUGCGGUGCUUAGUAUUCUCCAGCAUGCCAAUAGCGCUCAACAUGCGGGUCUAGACCAGCGUGCCUUUCUUUCAGACUUCCCUCUCCCAAGGUGGAUAUUUCUCAACAACGCGUUUGAGAAGUUUGAAGUUCGGCGAUAUACGCAAACAGUUACACUCCUUUACAUCCUUGCGGAAAGGAAUCUAGCCGACCUUAUUCAUAUUUAUCCCCACCUGGAGUCCUGGCUCGAUGUUCAUGAUGACCGCUAUGGACCCCCAAUUUUUGCUGCCCGAGCCACCGGAAGCCACGAGGCGGCAAAUGCAAUUCUGCAAGCUCAGAUCCAUGAGCAGCCAGCAGGAUCUUCGGUUCGCCGCCUAUUAGAGCGCUGCCUCGAAAAUGCACACAACAAUCCUACUUUUGGCCGUGACUUUACGUUCUCGCGCACCAAGGGUGUUACCAAGCACGUCAUUGAGCAAGGUGACGAAGUAGUCCUCAACUUUCUUUACAGCCUGGGCAAGGUUGACCCCGCGUGGAAAGAGAAGACGGUUAUACAUGCUCGGAGACCGCUGGCAUGGGCCGCCAAGAAUGGACACGAGGGCGUUGUCAGAUUUCUUCUUGAGAAGGGUGCUGAGGUAGACUGGAUGGAUCCAAAUGGUAGGACAGCACUGUGUGAGGGGGCAUCAGGGGCCCAUGAAGCUGUGGUUAAGCUACUCCUCAAGAAUGGCGCUGAAGUUGACUCAAAAGAUAAUAGCGGUGAAACACCACUAUCACAUGCAGCAUAUAAAGGGCAUCAAGCUGUGGUUAAGCUACUCCUCAAGAAUGGCGCUGAAGUUGACUCAAAGGAUAUUAGCGGUGAAACACCACUAUCACGUGCAGCAUAUAAAGGGCAUCGAGCUGUGGUUAAGCUACUCCUUGAGAAUGGUGCUGAAGUCGAGUCAAAGGAUAAUAAUGGUCGAACACCACUAUCAUGGGCAGCAUCAUCCCAGAAUAAGGAUGUGGUAGAGCUACUCCUUGAGAACGGCGCUGAAGUUGAGCUGAAGGAUAAUAAUGGCCGAACACCACUAUCAUGGGCAGCAUCAGAUGGGAAUGAGGAUGUGUUCAAGCUACUGCUUUCUGACACCCGAGUUGACCCAGAAGCAAAGGAUGAUAAUGGUCGAACACCACUAUCAUGGGCAGCAUCAUACGAAGCAUCAUAUGGGAAUAAGGCUGUGACCAAGCUACUGCUUUCUGACCCCCGAGUUGACCCAGAAGCCAAGGAUAAGAAUGGUCGAACACCUCUAUCAUGGGCAGCAUCAGGAAAACUCACCAGUGAUGUGACCAAGCUACUGCUUGCUGACCCCCGAGUUGCCCCAGAAGCAAAGGAUAAUAAUGGUCGAACACCAUCAUCGUGGGCCAGAGAAGUGGGGAAUAAUGAUGUGGCCAGGCUAUUGGAAGGUUAA